AUGAUUCAUUGUGUUUCCUCCACGGAGAACGGCAUCAUCUUCGGCAACAUAGUGUAUGACGCCAGGGGUUCAGCAGGUGAAUCCAAUUGGAUUGUCCUUUCGGAUAUUCGCAUCGACAUCCUCGAGUACAUCCAGCCGGCGACGUGUUCGAAUGCCGAAUUUCGGCGCAUGUGGUCCGUCUUUGAGUGGGAAAAUAAGGUGACUGUUAGCACACAGGUAACUGAUCUUCAUACGUACUUGGACAAUGUGACGAAAAUAACAAACUUUCGUUGCCUAACUCCUCCUGAGGCAUUGCGCGGUGAAUGUAACUACCUCUGCGCAACUCUCUAUGCCUGUUCUGUGUUUGGUGAGCAUGUUCUAGGCAAUCUCUGUUUGGAGAAACCCACAGACGAUGCUCCCGUUUCCGGUCAUGUUCGGAUUCGUGCUAAAACUCAAGGCAUGGCUGUAACCAUGGGCGAUAAGGUGAGUUAUUUCGUGUGGCCGUGGGACUUGAGAACUGACGUAACAGCUCAACUCCCAUUACCAUUCUUAUCACUAUUAGUAUUUAGCAGUUACACGAACGGCCUGAUUAAUGCCAGAAGAAGCAGCAUAAUGUUUGAUUUGGUGAGGAGAAUGUUGUUCAACGGUUGUAGAUAUUCAUUUGUCGCUGACUUUCGUGUGCUGGGGCUAUUGGACAAUAUUGGUUCAGUAACUGAUGUAUUCUCUAUGUAG
Messenger RNA from Mesocestoides corti, 711 nucleotides. Lineage: Eukaryota; Metazoa; Platyhelminthes; Cestoda; Cyclophyllidea; Mesocestoididae. The record is from the annotation of a GenBank genome assembly.